Molecule: messenger RNA, 298 nt
Organism: Staurois parvus
Lineage: Eukaryota; Metazoa; Chordata; Amphibia; Anura; Ranidae
Source: the annotation of a GenBank genome assembly
AUUUCAGUACCAAGAGCGGUAACCCCGAGCUACACUCGGGCUUACCAUGCAGCGUUGCUCAGGGAGUCCCUGCAGCACUUACCUUGUCCUUCGCUCCCGCGAUGUGUCCCCUGCAGCGUCCCCGGCCAUCUCCUCCGGCCCGAUGCCGGCAUCCGUCUUCCGUGUUCCAGUCCCUGUGACGUCGGGACGUACGGGCGCCGGAACCGGCGGCAAAUUUGAAAUUUUUAAAAAAUGUAAUUUUUUAAAAAAUUAUUAUUUGCUUUGUCCUGUGCCCUGUCUGCAUUUUGACUGUUCUUUC